Messenger RNA from Cyclocybe aegerita, 1578 nucleotides. Lineage: Eukaryota; Fungi; Basidiomycota; Agaricomycetes; Agaricales; Hemipholiotaceae. The record is from the annotation of a GenBank genome assembly.
AUGUCGAUUCCUGGCCGGGGAUGGAGGUUGGACAUAGUCAUUAGAUGUAAUAGUGUACAUUAUCGAUUCUGUUAUCUAUUGACUGUACAAGUAUCGAUUAGACGGAUCCGAGCACGUGUCCGCCAGAGGCGCCCCCGAGUCAUCGAUUACAUGAUCAGAUCAGAUCUAUCGAUAAAAUUUUUUGAACUCAUAAAAAUGGGAAAGGAAAAGACUCACGUCAAUGUCGUCGUCAUCGGUCACGUCGACUCCGGCAAGUCGACCACCACUGGCCACUUGAUCUACAAGUGUGGUGGCAUUGACAAGCGAACCAUCGAGAAAUUUGAGAAGGAAGCUGCUGAGCUCGGCAAAGGUUCCUUCAAAUACGCCUGGGUGCUCGACAAGCUAAAGGCUGAGCGUGAACGUGGUAUCACGAUUGAUAUCGCCCUCUGGAAGUUCGAAACGCCCAAGUACAUGGUUACCGUCAUCGAUGCCCCCGGACACCGUGAUUUCAUCAAGAACAUGAUCACUGGCACCUCUCAGGCCGAUUGCGCUAUCCUCAUCAUCGCUGGAGGAACUGGUGAAUUCGAGGCUGGUAUCUCCAAGGACGGUCAGACUCGCGAGCACGCUCUCCUCGCCUUCACUCUCGGUGUCCGUCAACUCAUUGUCGCUGUCAACAAGAUGGACACCACCAAGUGGAGUGAGGACCGCUUCAACGAAAUCGUUAAGGAAACCUCCACCUUCAUUAAGAAGGUCGGUUACAACCCCAAGGCUGUCGCAUUUGUGCCCAUCUCCGGCUGGCACGGUGACAACAUGCUGGAGGAGUCCGCCAACAUGCCCUGGUACAAGGGCUGGACCAAGGAGACCAAGGCUGGUGUUGUCAAGGGUAAGACCCUUCUCGACGCUAUUGAUGCUAUCGAGCCCCCCGUCCGUCCCUCCGACAAGCCCCUCCGUCUCCCCCUCCAGGAUGUCUACAAGAUCGGUGGUAUCGGUACUGUGCCCGUCGGUCGUGUUGAGACCGGUAUCAUCAAGGCCGGAAUGGUCGUCACCUUUGCCCCCUCUAACGUUACCACUGAAGUCAAGUCCGUCGAAAUGCAUCACGAGCAGCUCGAGCAGGGCAACCCUGGUGACAACGUUGGCUUCAACGUCAAGAACGUCUCCGUUAAGGAUAUCCGUCGUGGAAACGUUGCCUCCGAUUCCAAGAACGACCCCGCCAAGGAGGCUGCUUCCUUCAACGCACAGGUCAUCGUCCUCAACCACCCUGGUCAGAUUGGUGCUGGCUACGCCCCCGUCUUGGAUUGCCACACUGCCCACAUCGCUUGCAAGUUCGCUGAGCUCAUCGAGAAGAUCGAUCGCCGGACAGGUAAAUCGAUCGAAGCCUCGCCCAAGUUCGUCAAGUCUGGUGACGCCGCCAUCGUCAAGCUCAUUCCCAGCAAGCCCAUGUGCGUUGAGUCUUACAACGAAUAUCCUCCUCUCGGUCGUUUCGCCGUCCGUGAUAUGAGACAGACCGUCGCCGUCGGUAUCAUCAAGUCUGUCGAGAAGACCGACAAGACUGGAGGCAAGGUGACGAAGUCGGCUGAGAAGGCUGCCAAGAAGAAGUAA